Magallana angulata is the source of this 438-nucleotide messenger RNA. RefSeq lists its product as uncharacterized. Lineage: Eukaryota; Metazoa; Mollusca; Bivalvia; Ostreida; Ostreidae. Bases 7 to 438 code for a protein of 143 amino acids. The record is from RefSeq and is a predicted model, not a curated record. The transcript is spliced from 5 exons.
UCAGAAAUGAAGACCAUUGCACUGUACGUGGUUGUGGGUUUUAGUGGAAUCAUCUUUGUUACUGCUGACAGACAGGGAGAUUUGGGGUGUGACUAUAGAGCAUUUCUAUCAACGUGUUGUAGUGAUGAUUUUGACAGUAUCCACAAUGGUACAAGUACUAAAAAAUGCAGCGCUUGCAUUGGACGUUUAUGUAGAUCAGAGUGUCCCCGGGGAUAUUAUGGAGAACAGUGUGAUGAAAUCUGUACUUGUGGUGCUGACGUAUGUGACGAUGUGUUUGGAUGUAUAACUACUGAAAAAACUUCAACAUCGGUAGAUGAAAAGAGCACAGACGAACAACAAGGAAAACCGUCAGGAAUGGUUUUAAAAAUUUCGUUGUCUGCGUCAUUAUUCAUCAUAAUCGUGUUGCUGGUGGUACUACUAAGUGUAGUUUACAGGUAA